Messenger RNA from Podarcis lilfordi (Lilford's wall lizard), 23228 nucleotides. NCBI's taxonomy places the organism in Eukaryota, Metazoa, Chordata, Lepidosauria, Squamata, Lacertidae. The record is from the annotation of a GenBank genome assembly.
AUGGGCCUGGUAAGAUGGGCCGCGUAAGCGCUUCUCGUAGUCGCCGCAGCUUCAGGGCGCUCGCCUGGGUGUGCAGCAGGGAUUUGAGGCCGAGCUCCGGGGCAGGAGCAGCAGCAAGGCCGAAGCGGCCCCGGAGGCCUUGCCUGCCGCCACACCCAGCCCGCUUCCCUUAGCGCGGGAAGCCAGAGGCGACUAGGCCUCGGGCAGCUGCGUUUUCUUGGGCCUCCUCGCUGGGGGAGAAGGUAGAGGCCGGCUUGGGGGCCUCGGCCCAGCGUACCUGGGGAAACCUAGCCAAAUGGGCGGGGUUUUAAUUUUAAUAAUAAAAAUAUCAGCACCUUCGCCAGAGGAAGGAGGCGGAAGCGAGAGGCAGAAUAAGAGACCCCGCUCGUCCUCUCAAGAUCCUUGAGGACACCUCGCUCUCCCAAACGAUUCCGACCCGCAUUUUAUGCUUCCCCAUAAAUCUCCCCGCCACUUCUCUCCAGUAGGAGCUGCUCGCCUCGGCCGCCUCCAAAUACCUCCAGGCUCCAAAAAUAAAUCUCAUUUUCCCUCACUGCCUCCUCCUUUCGUCCCCGAUCCCUUGCAUGGGCUUCUGCAUUUCCUCCCUCCGAGAUCCAGGGAUCCUUCGCCGCCCACCGCUCUCAGCCCCCCAGCAGAUUUCUUCCAGCUCUCUCGCUCUUUUCCAGUCAUCCCAGAACUGUAGUCCCAGUAACCCGCUUUCAUUCAUUCAUUCAUUCACCCAUCCAUCCUGCAAACUCCCAAACAUGCCGGCGGAUUCUUCGUUGGCUCUCCUAGCCCGAUCGCCGCCUUCCUUUUUCGCUCCUCCCGGCCAGAUCUUCGCCAUCCUCCCGCCCCCGGGCCCCACUUUUCCCUCCCACUGCCCGGGCGGGAAAGGGGAGGGAUCCGCCGCUGCCCUCCGGGGGGGAAAUAGAGGAAAGCGGCUCUUUAAAAGCGGGGCGGCGCCGGCGCCUGGGAUCCACUCGCCUGCUCGAUCCCUGCCUGGCCGCAUCCGCUCCUGCUCCGUCCAGCUGCGGCACAGCCACCUUCGCUUCCUGCCCAUCCAAGGCACCGGGACCGCGGAUCGCUGUAUGUAUUCCCUUCCCUCUUUAAAAUGUUUGCGGACUUUCUCCUCUUCUCCACCCUCGCUUUUCCGGGGUUGCUCCCCCCCCCCUUGCGCAGGAUGAAACCCUUUCACCAAAGCGUUUUUCUUACCGGACAAAGGGAUCGUUUGAUUUUGAAGGAGGUAUUACCUUGGGUUUCCGUGUAUAUUUCGCCUUUCGUUGAUGUUAAAUUUAAUGGCUUUCCCUGGGAGCUUGCUGUUUAAUCUAAGGCAUACCAGAGAUACUCCCUUUUCAGAAGAAGACUAAGGUUCCCUUUGUCAGGGCGUUUGAAUGACUCUUGUGAGGUUUUUUUUUCAACCGCUUUGCAAUGCUGCUUCCUCUAUCGGUGUGUGGUAUCCCUACAUGUACACACGCAGGAAUUUAAGACUCCAAAUAACUUGAGACUUCAGUUCUUCUGAAAGCAGUUAUUUCAGAAUUGCUCUGAAAUGCUCUCAUUGUCUCCUUACAGAUGCUUGCAUAUAGAUCUAGUGAGUCUGUUUUGGGGGUUUGUUAAAAAUGGGGCUACUCUUUAGAAGUAUUCGAGAAUAAUUUACGGUAUUUUGCACAAAGAUCACUCCACCAGUCUGUGAUCUGUAUAAAUUGAUCUGGAAUAGCUACCACAGCCACUUAAUACUCUCUCUGUGUAAAAUGUGUGCCUUCUGGAAGUCAAUCAGGAGGCAAUUUAUAAGUUGCCACUACUAAUUUUUAACAACACAUCCCAUUUUACUAUACUCAUUCCUGAAGUGUUCUUACUAUAAAUAUUUACUUACAUAUGUAUCCCACCAUUUCUCAAAGCUUCUCAGAACUCUACAUGGAAGUUGCCGUGUUUUAUCCUUAAAGCUACCCUGUUAAGCGAAUUUGACUGAGAGUGACUGACCUGGUGGACUUUGUGACUAGGCAAGCAUUUGAAGCUAGGUUUCUCCAAUUCAGCACUCUUACUAACUCAAGUUCAUAUUGUAGCAAAUGCUUAAAUAAUUAUAGUGGCUCCUGGUCUAUUUCUGGGCCCAGAAUAUUGGUGUCUUACGUUCAGACUGAGGCCUUUGUUGGUUUGGGACUGAGCUCCCUCUGGUACCUGAAAAGACACCUGCCUCCAUAUCAUCCUUUAUGUUCAGAUAUUCUGCCUUCUUCCAGGUACCCUCCCCCCCAUAUUCAAGACAGGGGCUUCUCAGUGGUGGCACCAGAACUAUGGAAUGCCCUUCCCAGAGAGGGGCACUAGGAUGUGCCUGCUGGCUUUUGGCACCAUUGAGGAAUUUUGGACUGAGAGAGCAGCAAUUCCACUAGCAUAGCAGCGAUAUUAUCUUGUCCUUAUAAUUGGUAUAGGAUUGCUCUGCCCAUGUUCUUUUGUUAUAUAGAGUUAGCUCACUAGUUGGGCUCAGCCUCCCUUGCAAUAUAGUGAAUAAUAAUGGACUUAUCUUGAGAUUGCUAUAAGGAUUACAGCUAGACGAGGCAUGUGAAGUGCUUUGAACUCUUGGAAUAAUUAUGCAAAUGUUAUUAGAUAGAUCCAUAAAAUAUUAGCCAUCAUUGUUAGCAUAGGCAUUCCAUACUUUUGAAGCUGCAUUCUCAUGAUUGGAUACAGAGGUAAAAAAGAUAGAAGAUUGUUCUUUUCACUGAUGACAUGUUUUCAAUGAGUCUUUCGCUGGAACAUAUGUUAGCAUGCGCAUGCGUGCACACAUACACAUACACCUUCUCCUGGUAGCAUGAAUAAUUUGAUCAGCAUAAGAAUAUAAUAUAAGAAGAGCUGGAUCAAAUGUAAGACCAGCAUCCUGUUCUCACAGUGAAUGACCAGAUGUCCAUGGAAAGUCUGCAGAUAGGACCCGAGUGCAGCAGCCGUCCCCCCACUUGUGAUUCACAGUACAGUGGUACCUUGGUUCCCGAACUCAAUCUGUUCUGGAAGUCCGUUCGACUUCCAAAACGUUCGCAAACCAAGGCGCGGCUUCUGAUUGGCCCCGGAAACAAUGCCAACAGCUGAAAAGGAUGUUUGGCUUCCAAAAAAACGUUCGCAAACCGGAACACUCACUUUGCGACGUUCAAGAGCCGAUUUGUUUGGGAGCCAAGCCAUUCGGGAACCAAGCUACCACUGUAAUGGUAUUCAAAGGCAUCUUGCCUCUGAUCCUUGAGGUAGUACAUGGCCAUCCUGUCUAGCAGCCAGCAGAAGAGGAUAGUAUCCCUAUCUUGCAUGAAAAGGAGUUGAAGUGGUCUACAGGAAGAAAACUAGAGCUGAUGGAAUUUCAUUGGUGUAGAUAUGCUAAACCAAAUGAUUAGCCAGCAGUGGCAAAAAGCCUCUUGGUUUUAAUGGAAGAUGCAUCUAGCUUGACUUCUAACUUCUGCCUAGGCAAAAUUGUGAUAGACAAAGGAUGGAAGCUGGGAGAGAAAGCGAAUCAAACCAGCCCCAAAACAAAUUGCCUGAAGAAGGAAAACAGAAAUGUUGUAAUUUGAAUGGUUUGGGGCAGCUUCUGAGCGGCUAAGCCACAAGCAAGCACAAGGCAAACCAGUUCUUGAAAUCCUCACAUAUUCGGUUGACUGUCUCUUGCACAACAGACCCCUUUCCUCAUUCCAUCCAAGUUCAAUGAUUCAUUUUCCUCUGCUGGGAAGGGAAAAGAUCCUAUUUCAGAGAGGCUUGUGUGUUUGCCAGUAGCUAAUAACACUAAUAACGGUCACCCAGUGAACUUCAUGGCUAAGUGAGGAUUUGAACCCUGAUCUCUUGGGUAGUAGUCUGACACUCAACCACACUGGCUCUUUUUAUUUCUCUCUGUAAGUCUGAAGAGCUACAAUAACCCAUUGCUAAUAUCACAUCUUGAGAAAGGGGUUGAAUGCUACUGUAAUGUUCGGACCUUUUCUCCAUACUCUCAUCUUGAGCUGCCCAUGUAAGCCUGCCUGGAGUUCUUCUGACAUUCCCCUUGCAAGGUUUGUAACUCAGUCAUCCUCCAGCAAGGCCUCUUGGGAGCAUCAGCUGGUAAUCUUAUUUUGUGGCUACAAUGCAGCUUUUGAAUUUUUCUGUGAAUAUAGGCCCUUCACUCUAGCUGCUGGAGAAGCCUACAGUGUUUAUCCAGGGGAGGAGGACUCGCAAUGUACCAUACUGUAGCUCUUUGCAAAGGCUGGUUUUCAUCUAACAUGCCUGCAUAUUUUUUUUUAAACCACUUGAUUAGCAAGAGACACAACCUCAUUUGUGCCUCUCUUUUACUCCUACCAGUUAUAUGCCUGCCAGAUCUCUCUUAAUUCUGAAAAUUCUUUUGCUCAGUGAUUGUGUCCAGGAGAGACGUUGGGAUUCUGGCGGAGGGAAGAGGGUUGAUAUUGUGCCAGAGGGGCCUCUCAGCACUUUGCAUAGAUGCCUACCUGUGCGUAGGUUUGGAUUGCACAAAUUCAGAGCCUACACACCUUGCACAAAGGCAAGAAUAGAAAUGUGAUGAACAACACAUGAAUGUUGGAUGUGCUGGAGAGGCAGGGUCAGUUGGCAUGAUUGUGAUACCCCACUUUUAUAGGGAAAACCAGCAUUUGCAAGGACCACUGAGUCAGAGACCAAUGGUGCAUUCAGACCCAUCAGAAUACUGACAGAGGACCACAUGGGCAAUUGCCAUAGUGUUGCCUUGUUUCCCUGGCUGGGUAAGGGACAGUUUUAUGACAGCUUGGGCGCCUUCAUACUCCUAGUCUACCAUAAGAAAAAAGAUUAGGAGAGCAGUGUUCACAGAUCUCUGUAGCUGCCAUAGUGCAAGACUUGAUUUCCCCAACGGGGAAACAUACAGUGCUCUUACGGCUGCGGGGUAGAGAAGCAGUAUUUGUGAGCUAUGUGGGUGAGGUAGCCCCCACAAAUACUUGCUUGUGAAGCUGUUUAACGCUUUUCUACAACGGAGACACUUGUGUUUUCACUUGGUCUUGCUAGAAAAAUGUUGCUGUCUUCAUAAUGAUUCACAGAUGUUGUUAAAUGUCUUGCUGAGUUGGCGUAAGCCGGGCUUUAAAAUGCUUCCAAAUGGAGACGGAGAAUGUUUUAUGCCAUAUUUACUGUGAAUAAGUAGGAGCACUUGUAUCCGAAAAUGUUCCUUUUUAAAUUUGUGCGCAAUAUAAGAAUGUGACUGGGUUUUAGUAUUCACAGUAGUUUUAAACUGAACAUUACCCACUUUUUUCUUCUUUCUCACCAGAGCAAUCAUGUUUGAAAUUAAGAAAAUCUGCUGCAUUGGUGCUGGUUAUGUAGGUGGACCAACGUGUUCUGUCAUUGCACAUAUGUGCCCCAAAAUUAAGGUCACUGUUGUUGAUGUCAAUGAAGCUAGAAUCAAUGCAUGGAAUUCUGAUACACUUCCAAUUUAUGAGGUAACUGAAUUUUAAUGCUGCAGUUUUCCAUUCUUACCUUACUAUACUUGUCAUGUCACAUAUCUCUUCCGGGCUGUAUUUCAUUGUUAGAUGUCUCCAAAAAUGUGUGCUUCCUUUACUUUUUUUAUUUUGCUAUCGCUAUUUUUUAAAUGCUAUUGUCAUUAUUAGCAUGUGUAUCCUACUCUUCCUCCAAGGAGUUCAGUCACAACAGUCAAGUGAACUGAGUAGAACGGAGCAAUAGUGACUGACCCAAGGCCACUUAGUGAGCUUCAUGAUGGAAGGGGAAUUUAAUAGUAAUAUAAUAGCAAAAGAGGAGGGCUUGAACAGUGGCUAAGCAGUGAGUCAUAUGUAACACUUCUAAGAGCUUGAAAUCAUUUGUGCCCCUUUAAAGAGGUGCUUAACUUUGCGCUAGGAAACGGAGCACAACCAGCAACAUAUCACAGGAUGUAGUGUGGACUGCUCUCUUUUAGUUGCACAACUAGCAGGAGGGAAACAUAAUUAAAACUGCAGAUGUGGGCACAGACCUGGAAUUCAAAGAAAAAACUCUGGCCUCUUUUUUUAUGUGUAAGAGUCAUAUAACACAUCCACGUCAUUGAAAGGGUUGAGUUCCUCGAUGUGGCUUAGCUCCCCGAGCCAGAAAAGUAACCAAGUUUGUUUGUAGAAGGAACAAGAGACACUCAAUCCUUUUCACUCUAUGAGGCACAAAAUUGAUUUGAAUGUUAAUGGCUGGAAGUUGUUCCAAGUUUACAGGAUUAGAUGCUUCAGGACAGGGCAUUAGAUCUGGUUAUUUUCAGGCUUCCCUAAAGAACAUAACAUUUUACGAAAGAUUAUUCUUUUGCUGAUUAGGGCCUGGGUUUGCCAUUUGAUUAUUUAAAAUGAACAUGCAUUGCACAUCCAGGAAUUGCACAAUUCUGUGAAGAGUCAGCACAUUAUUUCUGACUGUAGAGUGGUGAUUCAAUUUUAUCUACCUCACAAAUGGUUUAUUAAUGGGAAACAUGUCUGUUUCAAGACAUGGGGAAGUGGUUGACACUGACAUCAGAGCAGUGGUUAAUGCUGUUUUAGGGUACACUGGCAGAAGCACAGCCAUGUUUUUCAAUAGGACAUUGAAUUAUUCUUUCUGUUUAGAAAAUUGCCGCAAAUUGUGGCACAGAAUUACACUAAAUGACAUGUUGUUUUAAGUCAGUCUUCAAAAAGGGAUGGGGCACUUAGAAUUCUGAGUUCCUUAAAAUUAUUGAGAUUUAAAGUGUUUCCUUAUUUUUUGAAUUUAUGACCUGAUAGGGUUGCUAUCAAAGGUUGUUGAGCUUUUUUUAAGGAAACUCUUGACAUUGUUGAGCUUCUUUUUACAAAAGCUUGCCUAAAAUCCAGGACAAAGCGUCACCUUUGAAAUCCCAGGGGAAACCAGACCUAUGUCAGCCCUAUGACCUGAAUAUGUAACUCUUAAAACAGCUGCUGGAGUUUAUAGUUCAGGUUGCAUUAAGGGUAAAUAAUGGCAAGUGACCUUUGUUAAAGCCCUGUUUCUCUGAAUGAGUUAAAUUUUAAUCCAGAGUAUGAAGUAUAUAUACUGAGAUGGAUCAGUGGGAACUGGGUAUGCUUCUUAAUACAGUGGUAACUCGGGUUAAGUACUUAAUUUGUUCUAGAGGUCCGUUCUUAACCUGAAACUGUUCUUAACCUGAAGCACCGCUUUAGCUAAUAGGGCCUCCUGCUGCCGUGGCACCGCCAGAGCACGAUUUCUGUUCUCAUCCUGAAGCAAAGUUCUUAACCCGAGGUGCUAUUUCUGGGUUAGCGGAGUCUGUAACCUGAAGGACCUCCGGAACGAAUUCAGUACGUAACCAGAGGUACCACUGUACAUGCCAGACAUUGUGAUUGGGUUUGCACAGAAUACUAAACCAUGUUUUAGGGUUGCAUGUACAAAUUUAUGCAAGCCCAUCAGAGCCUCUGGCUUGACUAGUCGCCUCUCCUCCUCCCACAGAGGCUGGGAGGAACAAUGUGCCCAGGAUUCAGUUUUGCUUUCCCUGAUUCUUGACAUUUUUAUCUGCAGGCCAGAAAUCCUGGUUUAUGAUAAACUCCAGUUAAUUGGAAAACAAACCGACUUCACACCAUGGUUCUGAAGUGGGCUUCUUUACCAAACUAGAGUUUAUUUUGAACAAUGAUUCCUGGUUUGUUCAUGAUCACAAGCCAAGCGUUAGAACAAAAUAUCUUGAUCAAAGGGGUUGGGGGGUCUCUUAUGGGGAAUGCAUGCUGCUUGUUCAGGUAUAAAGCACAUUUUAACCCUUAAAUAACUUGCUGAUAUUUUUCCAGCCAGGGCUAAAAGAAGUGGUAGAAUCCUGCAGAGGAAAGAAUCUCUUUUUUUCUACCAGCAUUGAUGAUGCCAUCAGAGAUGCUGAUCUUGUGUUUAUUUCUGUAAGUAAUUACUUUCCCCCUUGAAUAAUGCUAGGGGCAAGAAUUUUGGGAAGUGGGAGAAAGCAGAGUCUCUUUCUCCAUCUGUCUCAAUAAGCUACUCUCAGCUGGUUGGUUCAUGUUAGGGAGGGAGAGGUUUGCACAGAUAUACAAAAACCUUUCUGCCCUUUUUUGUGAGUUCCACAAGCACAAAUAUAAAUAGUAGCAGCACUGACAAUUUUGUGUGGUGCCUGUAGAUUUAAAUGGUAGAAUAAUUUUGCUUUCAGAUAGUUCUUCCUAGCCGUACCUGAAAAUAUCAAGAUUUAAAUCUGGGACUUUUUGUGUGGAAAACAUGUACUGUACUCCAUCACUGAGUCAUAGCCCAUCCCAUAAAAAGUGUUGGGGGUGAGGAGAGAAUGCCCCGACUGGACUUUGAAAAAUGAAUUGCAAAUCUCAUCUUGCUAACAGAAUGUUCUAGAUAAUCAACAAAUUGGAAAUCAAUGGUCAGAAUUCUUUUGUGUGUUGGGAUUCAGACAAUUCAGCUGCUGAAAUGCACUCCUUUUCAUAAUUUAGAUAAAACGAAUCAAAGGGCAUGGAGAAGGAAAAAGCAAUUUUGCCUCCAGAAUAAAGAUUUCAGAGCACUACAGUUGAAGAGAUGCCAUGAAUGGCCUUUUCAUAAAUUGGGCAUGAGCUUAGGGAUGCUUCUUUAGUAGCUGUGUUGUGAUAGAUGGCUCUGCUAGCUCUUUCAUUCACUGUGCCAGCCAGCAGCUGGAUGAACAAAUGGAAACAGAAAUCUCUCUAUGUUGGAAUGAAUUAUAUCGGCACUUCUUUUUUGUGGAUGCAGCCAUUCACAUAACGAGGAUGCAAGUUGUACCGAGGCCUGUUUUAAACUAUUUUAAACUACUUUUUCUGUGAAGCCUCCCCCCACUCCCCAAACCUGGAAAGGGUUUUCUUCAUUCAAUAAAUUAGGGUGCAUGCACCAUGCACGCUGUGUGACUAUAUGUGUUUCUGUGUUUCUUUGGGAGAGGUAGUCUGUUUCAAGAGAAAAAAAAGAAAAGCAGAGUCCUUAAGCUGAGCAGGUGAGAGAGCUAGUCUGAUCUCAAAGCUCUUGUAGACAUUUGGCUUUGCCACAUAAUCUGCAUUGAGCUGUGCUGAAGAGGCCUCUGGUGGAAUCCCUGAAAAUUCCUCCUUUGAUUGCAGCUUAAUAAAUAUACUCAGGCUGAAUCCCUGCCUGAUGUUAUUCCUCAAACACCAACUGAGAUUGUAGGCUUGAAGGCAAAUACACCACUGUAGUACCUAACAUCUGGACUUUAAUGUAAAUUUGGUUUCCUUAGUUAGCCAAAGUUGAAUGAGAAUUUUACAUUAAUAUGACACCCAAGAAAUGGGAUAUCAACGUUUUUUCAACCUCCUAAAUAAAUGUCCUUUGCUUAUACCUGCAACCAGGUUAAUACCCCAACAAAGACCUAUGGCAUGGGAAAAGGUCGGGCAGCAGAUCUGAAAUACAUUGAGGCGUGUGCGAGACGGAUUGUGCAGAACUCAAACGGAUACAAAAUUGUGACUGAGAAAAGCACCGUCCCUGUCCGUGCUGCGGAAAGCAUUCGUCGUAUAUUUGAUGCCAACACGAAACCUGACUUAAAUUUGCAGGUAAAAUAACCAUUUUGAAUUGAGUGCAUUUUGAUCUCUCUUUUAAUGCAUUUGGGGUUGGACUAGAUAACCCUAGGGGUGUCCCUUCCAACUUUAUCAUUCUGUGAUUCAGAUCAGUCUUUGGUCUUUGUGUGCAGGUUCUGUCUAACCCAGAAUUCCUAGCUGAAGGCACAGCAAUCAAAGACCUGAAGAAUCCAGACCGUGUGCUGAUUGGUGGAGAUGAGACGCCCGAGGGUCAGAAAGCAGUUCGCGCUCUGUGUGCUGUCUAUGAGCAGUGGGUGCCCAAAGAGAAAAUCCUUACAACCAACACUUGGUCAUCUGAACUUUCCAAACUGGUUGGUAUCCUUCGAAAUUCUGACAUCAACAAAGUAGAGAAAGUAUGAAGUAUCGGCUUAGCAGUGUUAGAUCUUUGGUAUUUUGUUAGCUUCUGAAAAGCGCUGUUACAAAAUAUCAGAGAAGAACCAAGUUUCAUCUGUCUGUUUCCACAAAAAGGCUUUCAAACUGCACCACUGAUUCAUACUCCCAAGGCAUCAUACAAAGGUUGAUGGCAUCUGGGCAAUAUUUACAUGGUGUGAUUGUCAGUAGCAUGUUGAUCCCAAGUCCUCAGCUGCUUUAUCCAAGGCGGUGUGGCCCACUGGUCAGAUCAGGGUAGCUAAGUCAGUAGCAGCCAGAGGCUCCCUAGGACUACCCAGGACCUUAGUAGUAGCAGAGCAGCCCAUGUGAACAAGCCUUGAAACUGCUGCCUUGGCUUGGGAAAAUCCCACUGCUAUUUACAGUCAAACCUCGGUUCCUGAACACCUCCAUGUUGGAAUGUUUCGGCUCCUGAAUGCCAAAACCCCGGAAGUAACUGCUCUGGUUUUCAAAUGAUUUUCAGAAGCCGAACAUGCAACAUGGCUUCUGUUUUGAGUGUCCCUAUUGUAUUGAGGCUUCUGCUUUCAGUUUGCGGUUUGUCAAACAUUUCAGAAAUUGAACCGUCUUCCAGAACAGAUUACGUUUGACAACCGAGGUGUGAUUGUACCUUAAGGCUGAUUUUGCUGAUUGAGCACAAACUACCUGCCUUCAUCAGAAGAAUUUUGCAACAAGCCCUAUUUCAUUUUGGUGGGGAUAGACAGUGCCUAUUAGAAAACCUAAAGCAAAUUAAAUUCAACACCAGGUGGGUUUAUAAAGGAAGAAAUCUGAAACAAGGGGCCUGUCACUGGCUCUCGUGGCUUUAGAAGUAAACUUUGGCAAUCAGUAUCUCAGAAUCCUAAUUUCUUUGUCCAGUGCCAAGUUACACUAUCAGGUAAUGCGAUAAGACAUAUGUGCCUCUGGUAUUGAGGAAUUGUGUGGGGGACUGUGGUUCUGAUAAAGAAGUCAUUAUGCUCCUAUAAAGUAGCUAUGUUCUAACAUUGAUGUAAUAUAAUAAAUAGCUUUGCUAACAAAGAUAUAUGGAUUUUCUAGGACCCACUUUCUAACAUUCUGUUCCCAUAAUAGAUGUAUUGUCAUACUUAAUCUGUCGUCCGCCAUUCAUUUCAGCAGAAAGUAACAUUCUGAGGUUGUUUUCUUGUUUCUUUUUCAUCUCCAGGCAGCUAAUGCUUUCCUCGCCCAGAGAAUCAGCAGUAUCAACUCCAUAAGUGCUCUUUGCGAGGCAACAGGUGCGGACGUUGAAGAAGUUGCAAGAGCCAUUGGAAUGGACCAAAGGAUUGGAAAUAAAUUUCUGAAAGCCAGUGUUGGUAAAUGCUCUCUCUCUUUCUAUCUUGGUUGUGACUUUUGGCAAUAUGGUGUUAAGACAACAGGCCUUUCUAAAUAUGAGUUUUGUGGCAUUCUUAAGUCUGGUCUUCAACCCAGAUUUUUCUCAAUAACAGUUGCCAAUUUUUUUUGACGUUUUCCAAAUGUGUAAUUCCUUUUUUGACUCUAGCUACAGAAUCCUGCUUAUUUUAACAGGACAUAGAAUGUUCUCAGGAGAGAAACUUCUUAAGCAUAUUCAUUUAUUUGGAAGGCUCUUAAAACUGGUCAGCAUUGAUCCUGAAGCAAAUAAGUUUUUUGGUUAGCUAUCACUGGAUAUAAAGAUACCCAUCAGGUGUUUUUAAGGUUGCAAACACCUGGGAAUAAGUUCUAUUGAACUCUUUAGGGGUGUGCGUCUCAUUAAAUGUACCUAGGAUCAGAGUGCACAAAGAGAAAUCAUACAGGUGGAGUAAUGAGUUUCCUCCUCCCCCAUACAGGAUUUGGUGGGAGCUGUUUUCAAAAAGAUGUUCUGAAUUUGGUUUAUCUCUGUGAGGCUCUGAACUUGUCAGAAGUCGCUCGUUACUGGCAACAGGUAAGAAUGUAUGGAGUGGAAAUUAAAUCUCUUAAUAAUUAAUAUAAUUAUUCUCCUACCUUGUUAGCAAGAGUUUUGUUAGAACUGAGAAUAGCAUCUAUUUUCACAUCACUAAUACAUUUGUUAAUACCUCUUUUGCUGCUUUUCAGAACCAAAUUAUUAAUCACUUUUGAGUCCCAAUUGGGAAGAAAACCUACUUUCAAAUAUAGCAACAAGUUUUCAUUCAUUUAUAUAGCUUUGGGAUUGAGUGACAGUCUUACAUCAAAUACAUUGCUUGGAAAUAAGUCCUAUUGAACCCAACAGGGCACUGCACAGUAAGGACCUGGAUGAGCACUUUGGGCAUAUUGGACCAGUCUUUUAGGCAGGAAGGAAACUACCCAGGGGAAGCAAGUAGCUGGAGUGCCCGUAGAGAAUUUGUGGAUUUGGCAAUGGGUUCUAUAAUUCUAUAAAGUAAAAAUCCAGAGUUACAAAGUUCAGGGUUAGCAGGAAGAAGGAGAAGCCAGUAUACAACAGAAUCUGCACCAGCAAUUGCUUAGGGUGAAGCUGACAACCUAAUCAGUCUGCCUCACCCAACUACAAAAGUAGUCCCGGAAAUUGAUCUCACAAAAUGCGCCUAGUUCUGAUUCUUUCUGAAAGUCAGACUGCCCAGAGGGUAGGAUAUAGGCCACUAGUGAUCCAUUUUUUCCCACUUGCAGAAAUUGGUAGGGAGGAGGAAGCUAGGGCCCCAGGAAAUUUGACCUCUUGGUGUGGAAUGGGCCUCUGGCACUGGGGAGGAAGCAGAUUUCUACAACCAAAGGUCCUACAGGCUUGAAAUAAUCACAAGAUUGGCUUUUUCUCCUAUUGGGUUCAGAAAUUAACUAGCCUCAUUGGCCUUUUCAUUGUUAUUUUUUAAGAGCAUGGGUUGGAUCCAGACUAUUAGUUGAACUUAAGUCACAUUGAAAUCAGCGACACAGGUUAGUCAUGAUUUAACUGCUCUCAUUCAAAUCUAUAGGACAUAAGUGCAACUAACUGAAGACUAGGUCCAGCCUCCUGCUUCUAAGCCAUGUUGUAGAGAAACAUUUGAAAAUGCUGAGUGAUGAAGAGUGGGAGUUUGGUGGUCAUUUCUGCUACCUGGAUCCCCAUCAUGGCCUUCUGUGAUCAAAUCAGAAUAGCUGCUUUGCUGCCGUGAUAUUGCUCCUUACUUUAAAAUAGCCAUUUUAGACCAAAUAUGACUAGGAAGAAUAUGUACAUUGAUGCAGAAUAAGCACAUGUGUACAUGUAAUUGAUCUGCAUGCAUUUUCUUUAUCCUUUGGCAUUUGAGAUCCUGCGCACUCCUUUUAUCAAGCGCAGACUCAUGGAAAUUACUACUAACAUUGCAUUACCAUUGAUAUAGAUUCAGGUAGGUAGCCAUGUUGGUCUGAUGCAGUUGAAAUAUAACUGAAGAAGCGUGCAUGCGCACGAAAGCUUAUACCAAGAACAAACUUAAUUGGUCUCCAAGGUGCUACUGGACAUUUUUUUUAUAUAUUACCAUUGAUGUGGCUCUCUGCAUCCAAUCCAAUUGUAGGUGAUCGACAUGAACGACUAUCAGAGGAGAAGAUUUGCUUCUCGGAUCAUUGACAGCUUAUUUAACACUGUCACCGACAAGAAGAUUGCUAUUUUGGGAUUUGCAUUCAAGAAAGACACCGGAGACACAAGGUAACACAAAGUGAGCUCAAGCCGCAGUUGUAAAAGUUACCUGUUCUCUGAGCUACUUCAUGCCAUGAGCCAAAAUAGACCCAACCUGCGUUCAGAGGAAAACAGGACACUGUUCCCAAAAUAAAUGCCAAAGAUUAUACCCUAAGGUGUUGCACUGAUAUAAAGCUUCCAUCAGCAGAGUGAAGAGGGGAGCUGUUUUCAGCACAUUCCCUAAAUUUGCUCCAGAAGAAAGCCCUUGAGGAAGAUUUGGGUGAGUGGGUGUGCUCAGGGGGCUGUUGGAGGGAGGGGAAACUGCUGGAGACAGCUGCUUUCCAUUCUGCUGACAGAAGUCUCUCCCCCCCCUCCCCCCCCGUGGAGCAACACUGUUGCAUACAACCUCAAUAACUUGUUUAUUAUUGCAGCAUUAUUGCCCAUCUUUCUAUUCAAAAGGCUCUUUGUUUUUGAAUGAGGUCUCUUUAACAGUCUUGCUGCAUUACCUAUGGACAUUCUCAGUUGCAUGAACUUUAAAAUCUCUUUUCCAAGCAGCGAUGUAGCUUAUGGAGAGGAGAACUCCACAGGUAAAGGAAUGAGCCUCUGCUUCUCCCACUGAUUCACUGGAGGGGAAACCCUUGCAUGUUGGGGAACUCCUCUGCCAGUUCUGAAAACAUUAGAUGGGGCAUGUGGGACUGUGCCACAAUGGGGAAUGGCAGUUACCUGGGAUGCUCCAGUGUACCAUGUCCCAAGGAGAGAGGGUUGUGCUCACCAACUUUCUCUCCCUGACCCUGACCCUCGAUUGGUUGAGUCAGGGAAUUCCCCCUCUUUCCUCCCAUCUUCUGGCCCUCACUUCUGACUCUAGAGAGAGUUGUGCAGUUGGCGCAUGUUGCAACAAGCUUGUGCCUUGAGACACAGGUUUCUCUGAAUCUGAGUUUCUCCCUAAAGGGGGCAAUUUGCAGGAAACGGUUGCUAAAUUCUCACAGGCCCAUUGAUCUCCUGUGACCCAUUUGCCUUUGGGGUUUUCUUGCAGCCACUUACCCAUGCCCCCUGGGCAGUCUCCCGCCUCUUUGGCCCACCCAUCAAUCAUCCCAGUAACCCAGAGGGAUAUGUUGCAUAGAGAUUCCCAAAAAUGGGGAGAGGUUCCGACUCAAGGUGGAAAUUCUGCCCUAUUAAAGAGGGGUUUUUUCUGGCCAGAAUUCCAAGAACUACACAACUAGUUCCUUGUGCCCUAGGACUUGUCUUAAACAGUAGCCCACUCCUGCAGACACUUGUGCAAACUGCUUUUGAAACCAAGGUGACUUUUAGAAGUAAUUUGUGCUAUGGCAUGGAGCUGGGUUGCUUUUUAAAGAAAAUAACAAGAUUUAAAAAUCCCACUAGGUAUGUCCAAGCCCUAGGUGCCCGUGAAAGUACUUUUUGCAUUCUGCUCUUUGUAGGUUCUAUCUUUAUGGGUUCAAAAUGUCAUCUAUAGGACUCUGAGAACUAGAAACUUUCUUGUUAUAACAUGAAAAAAAGAAAGCUGUGAUAGUUAAGAAUGGGAAUUCUGUGGCAGACACCAGUUUCUAGUGAACAAAAGGGUAACUUUCCUGGUUUUGAGAUCAUGAUACAAGCCAGGUAAUUGGAUAACAAGUUAUCUGAUAGGAUAGAUAAUUUCCCCUUGACCUGUUAAAUUGAUGGAAGUUUCUUAUUUACCCGAGCUUAGCUUAUUUGGAGCUCUGAUUUAUCUGCCCAGCAAUUGUUCUUGGCUUGUGGUGAGUUCAAUGCACAUUUAAAGCUGACUGUGCAGACAGAUGUUCAUCCAGUUGCUCAGUAGUGCAGCUUGAUUGAGGUUUAGUGCUACAGACCUCACAAAAGAUCAAAAACCAGUCUGAUGGGGCAACGGACCAUACAGUGGAAGCUUAACUGUGUAUCCAGUUGUAAUGCAGUGAAAAACAGAUUUUGGUCAUAUAAACAGGUGACGUGGAAGAUCAGAUUUGGCGCAAGUUAAAAGGGGGUUUAAUUAAGGCUCAUGUUAAGACAGUGGAAUAUUAUGAGAGAGAGAGGGGGAGACACAGAAGAGGAGGGAGUUGUAUUUUUUAAAAAAUGUUCUGGAGACACUGGCUCUAAUAUAAUAUAGUUUCUGUAUAAUCUGCAGCUAAUUUGCCAUCUGAUAACUUCUUUUCUAGUUACCUUUGGCCUGGAGUGGCCCUUCUCUGUUUAUGGCUUUAGGAUUAACAGAGUAAGCCAAGGCCAUGACUCAGCAGUAAUUCCCUGAUUUUACCGUCUGAGUUGACAAAAACUCUGUUAACCACAGAUUUUAAGAGGAAAAGAUGGCAUUUUUUUGAGACCUUUACAGUGCAGAAUGGCAAGCUUGGAAAAAUGUUGCGGCAAGGUGGGAAAAGCUGCUGAAAAGCUGUGUUUCGUUUCUAUUCCUUGUUUAUUCAUUUGGUUUUGCUAGUAGCAAAACCUUACAAUAUAAGACUUACUCUUGCAAGAUAAGACUAUGACAACAAGGGACACUGUUUCCCCAGGUUUGUCCGAUCAUGAUGAACAUGCAAAUUAUUUGAUCUCCGGGAGGCUUCAGAUGCCAGAUUUAUAGUGCUAGCCUUUGUCUGUUUACUUGGAAAUUAAGUUUCACUGUGUUCAAGGGGACUUACUCUUUAGUAAGUUAAGAUCCUGUAGGACACCAACUACCUCCUGCCCACUUGCAUUCCACAAAUCACAUUGCAGCUUGUUCAUGAAGGCUUCUCAGUAAAAAGUUGAUGGGUUGUUGUUUUUUUCUGUAGAGAGUCCUCCAGCAUCUACAUCAGCAAGUAUUUAAUGGAUGAAGGAGCGAAACUUCAUAUCUACGACCCUAAAGUGCUAAAGGAACAAAUCAUUCUAGAUCUUUCUCAUCCAGGUGUAUCUGAGGAUGAUCAAGGUGAGUGGGGCUUGCUUUUUACAAGCAUCUCCAGCUCUGAGGGCAUAGGCUUGUCUGUACAAUAAAAACAAGCUACUCUUCUUCUUCUUCUUUGGUGAUCACUCGUAGCUGAUUGUCUUCCAUGAACACAGUCAACAGCAAGUCCGUAAGUGACUGUGGAGGCUAAUUCUGGAUCCACACGUCCUUCCACAGUGGGGACAUAGGUUUCUGGGUGGGAGCUGAUCACAGGUGAGGGUUUGCCAAGCAUGCCUUCCUCUUAGCACGUUUCUCCUUUUCACCCCGAGUUCGUGCUUCUUCGAAGUCCAUGACACCUCUGGUAAAGGCUGUUUUCCAACUGGAGCGCUCACAGGCCAGUGUUUCCCAGUUAUCAGUGGGAAACCCUUAAAAACAGUAGCAUAACCUAGAGCAUGUUCCUCCUUCCAUCUAGUGCAGGACAUUUUGGAGUAUAGCUAUUUAAGAGUCAGAACUGAAGAACACCGAUGUGUCCCUUGCAAGAGGUAGUUUCACAGGACUGAGGCAUAAACUGGAAAACUCCUGUUCCUUACUGCCAACAACUCAAAUGCUCAAACGGAACAGACCUCCCAUUGAUAACCAUAAAAGUUAAUUAAAGUUUAGUUUGACAAAACUGCAGGAUGCAGUGGAAGACAGGAGUGCCUGGCGUGCUCUGGUCCAAGGGGUCACGAAGAGUCGGACACGACUAAACAACAACAGCAACAACUAAUUAAAGUUGUAUGUAGGCUGUGUAUCUGUGGAAAGUGGGGUCAGGGCAGUUCAUAGUAUGGUAUGUGGGGUCCAGAGAAUCUCUCUUUUUUUCUUCUUCUUCUUCUUCUUUUAGUUUUAAAGCACGUUUCUAUCCCUCAUCACUAUACAGUUGUGCUUGAUAGUGUAUAGGAAAUGUCUGGUGAAAUGCUGGGUGUCAGAGGAGUUGCUGAAUAAGAUUUUCAGCACUUGAGGUGUGUUGCAGCCAAAAUUCAGCCAUUCUCAGUACUCAGCUUUAGUUACUGAUUUAUUAGUACAGAGUACACAGAGUCCUGACUGUAACUGCAUACUGAAGUAUAAUAGCAGAGAUCGCAAGCUAUUGCCCAGUCAAAGUCCUUUAUGCUUUCUAAGUGCAGAAUAAUCCUAGGCUGUCACUGUACUACGACUAGAAAGAUGGUGCUGCUGAACUGGUGGGACAGCUGCCGCCACAAGUGUGUGCUCAGCCUGGAAAAGGAGGGGCAAAAUGCACAACUAGCAAAUGCACAUGGCAGGGAAACAACAGGCAUAUCCCCAGUGUCCCUGGAAACUGCCAGUGCCCACCAGUCGGGGACUGUCCUACUGCCAAUAUCCAGCUACUGCCCAUACAUUGGGUGGGUGGGGUCAAUGAAUUCUCCACAACUGAUACAUACACGCCAGCAUCAACACAUAAGCAUCACACAGGAUCAUACUGCGAUGCCUCCAUUCCAUCAGCCCCAAUGGCACAGUAACCAACAAGCCCAGCUGCUCCCAGUCCCCAGGCAGCCCUCCAGGCAGGGGUGUGGAGCUCCUCCUAUGCCUUUACCACCUCUGCUUUCAAGCCCAAAGGGGGGAGGAAGAAUCACCACCCAACACCCACGUAGUUUCCUGGCCGGUAUGCCUUCAGACAUCACACACAGCCGUCCUGGGCCAAGAGUUCAAGAGCAGCCUGUGGAAUGGUUGGCAGCAUGUUCCAUCAGUGCAUCUGAAGCCUAUCCAUCACAGCAGCGAGAUGAGCGCCACACACCAUAGUCAAAUUUGACUGGAAUUAAUUGUCCAGGGGUCCUUUACAGCAGCGGUGUAUCUGGCCUUGAUUUAAAACGUUUUCAUCCUCUCCUUCAGCCAGAAAAGCCUCCCUAAGUGGCUUACACGGGUCAUUGUGGUUUGUUUUUGCCAGCAACAUAGAUCCUGUGCCGGCAAAUCUUUGGCAUAAAAUGGUGCCACAAAUCUCUCGUUGAAAUCAAUUCACAGGGAGAAUACUGAAGUGAAGGCCCAAGACAGGUGUUGAUCAUGAUGUGAGCUGUGCACAGGUGGUCUGAAGCGAGCUACCACCAUUCCUGUGGAGCCUCCUUUUAUUGAGACAAAUAUGCAAAUAUGCAAGCCAAAUAUACACUUUGGGCUGUGACCUUUACACAUCUUCCGUCCCGAGAUCGUGGGGUGGUACAAAGCUAUUUUGGCACCUGUUCCACAGCGUCAUUUUCCCCUUGCACAGUGUAUGACGAAUGGAGACAAAAGGUCUCAGGGAAAAGAGGUCACAGACAGGACACCGCUAACUGCUGAGACCGCAAAAGGUCAGACAUAGGUGGAACGAUGUACCAGACAGCUUUUGGCUUGUCUGAGGGGGGGGGGUUUCCCUGCACCCCAGGGUCAUGUGUACAGGCAGACUAUGGCUGCCUGCUGGUGGAAAGUGUGCUCCCUCCAGACCCCACUGUCCACUCGGCGAUAUCCCUACAGAAUACUAUGAAGAUGAUGUACAGAUGGCAUCAAACCCUGGCAAAACUUGCCAAAAUGUAUAAAAACAGAUCACCCCUGUGUUGGAGAUGUAAAAAAGAGAAAGGGUCCUGUCUACACAUGUGGUGGAAUUGUAUAGAAAUCCAUGAAUUCUGGAAUAUAUACAAGGAACUCAAAAAACUACUUUAACUUACUUUAAAAAAAAGACCGGAAAUUUUCCUCCUAAGCAUGCUGCCAAAGGAACUUGGAAAAUCAAAAAGACCAUUGACCAUGUAUGGGAUAACAGCUGUCAGAAUAUUAGUGGCAAGAAACUGGAAGAGUCAAUCAGUACCCAGUAUUGUGGAUUGGCAGAAUCUAAUGGUAUAAUACCUGCAGCUAGCAAAGAUGACAGAAAGAGAGGUCAGACAAAACAGAGAGACUAUAAGGAACGGAGAAUAUAUAAAGAAUACUUAGAAAAUUAUGGUGUAAACAGAAAUCUGGCAGAAUUAGACUGAUCCUUGAAAUUUAUAAAAGGUAACUGAGGUAUAAUGAAAAAUCACAAGAAACGGGUAACUGCGGUAUAAUGUACCGUAUUUUUCGCUCUAUAACGCACCCAACCAUAACACGCACGUAGUUUUUAGAGGAGGAAAACAAGAAAAAAAAAUUCUAAACGAAACAGUGGAUGUAUGAUUUUUGUGGUUCAUGCUGUGGCCACAGACAUGUGAUCUGACAGUGAGUUUGGAGUAGCCCAAUACAAAAAUCCUGAGGAUCCAUGUGGAUCCAUGCUUUGUAACCAUGUUUUUGCACCACUGCGGCCCCAGGCAACAGUGGGUGCAUGAUUUUUUUCGUGCAAGAUGUAGCCAUGGACAUGCUAUGUGAUCUGAUGGUGAAUUUGGGGUGACCCAGUACAAAAAUCCUGAGGAUCCAUGUGGAUCCGUGCUUUGUAACCACGUUUUAAGUGGGGAGGGAAGGAAAAGCACUCAAGGGACAAGGAGCACGCGUGGGGUGUGUGGAGAAGGAUGCUGCUAAUAAUGCAGAAGAGGGGUUUAAGGGGAGAAGGAACAUGCGUGGGGUGGGUAGAGAAGGAUGCUGCUAAUAAUGCAGGAGAGGGCAUUAAGGGGAGAAGGCUCCUCUCCUCUCCCGCUUUGCUCCUUUAAAGCAAGCAGGCUCUGCUUUUCUCCCUCCUCCCCGCUCAUCCCCGGCUUAGCGAGCUGAAAAACUUUGCUGCUAUGUAGUGAGCUGAGUGGGGAGGAGAGAGGGACAGAGAGCCUGCUUGGUUUAAAGGAACCAACCAGACAAGAGCUGCUUACACGAGUGUAAGCAGCUCCUCUCCUCUCCCGCUUUGCUCCUUUAAAGAAGCAGGCUCUCUGUCCCUCUCUCCUCCCCACUCAGCGGCUCUUCUCCCGCUUUGCUGUUUCAAAGCGAGCCAUGGAGGAGGGAAGGAAGGGGAACAUGGAUCCUCUGCUCACAACUGCAGCAGAUCCCCCCGCCACCCGUAGGCAUUCCCUCCAUAACACGCACAGACAUUUCCCCUUACUUUCUGAGAGAAAAAAAGUGAGUGUUAUGGUGCAAAAAAUACAGUAUAUAACAGAUAUAGUACAAUUAGAAUACUUGGAAGUCUUUUUAAAUGUUUGCAGCACUUUUUGUUUCUAAUUAUUUGUUUCUAAUUAUCUAAUUAAGUAUUAACAAAAUACUUAAUGUUGAGGAAUUCCAUAAUUACAUGUUUUUUCCCCCUUGAUUUUUAUACCCUUGUCCUUAUCUUGCGUUUUUCUUCUUUCUUUCCUUCUUUCCUUUCUUUCUUUUUCUUUUUUUCUUAUGAUGUAAGCUUGUAAUGGCAAAUACUGUAUGGAUGUAUUCAUUUUAACUCAAUAAAGAUUGACUAAAAAAAAAUGAAAUCAAUUCACAGUCCUGCUGUUUCUCUCCCUCCCUGCUCCUUACAGUGUCUCGACUGGUCACCAUUAGCAAAGACCCGUAUGAAGCCUGUGAUGGAGCCCAUGCCCUAGUUAUCUGCACCGAGUGGGACAUGUUUAAGGUAAACAGAAUGUCAUUUAGCAACAUUCAGAAGAAUCAGGGCUAGCAGCUGCCAUCCCUGAAACAGUCUCUGAGUAGUUGGGGUUUUUUUAUAUAUGUAUAUAGGAGCUGGAUUACGAGCGAAUUCACAAAAAGAUGUUGAAGCCAGCGUUCAUCUUUGAUGGCAGAAGAGUCCUUGAUGACCUUCAUAAUGAAUUGCAGGGCAUUGGCUUCCAGGUAAGUUUUGCUUUUGCCCAUCCACUAAUUCACAUUAAAAUCCUUGUAUGGUUUUAGAGGGAAGCAGAGCAAGGUUUUAUGCAAUCCCUACACCAUCAUGGCCUCUUUUGGUAUUAAUCUGAGAGUGCUGCAUAUUUUCUAGGUUUCAUAGAAUCAUACAGUUGGCAGGGACCUUGGGGGUCAUCUAGACCAACCCCCUGCAAUGUGGGAAUCUCCACUAAAGCAUCCAUGACAGACAGCCAUCCAGCCUCCAAUGAAGGAGAGUCCACCACCUUCCAAGGGAGUCCAUCCACUGUCGGAACAGUUCUUACCAUCAGAAAGUUAUUCCUGAUGUUUAUUUGGAAUCUCCUUUCUUGUAACUUGAAGCCAUAUGAUAGGUCAGAGCAUAGAAAUGCUUACCCGUGUUGUUCCAGGCAGGUAUUGGUUUGUAGGAUGUUGGUGGGCCUGGACAGUAUCUUGGGCAAUGCAUACCUUAGGCUGCAUACUGUGGUGGCGCCUUGGGCCAUGCCAGAGCCUUCAGCAGCAGUGCAUGACUUUUAUCUGUGGAGAUACCUUUGCACAAGCCUUGAGUCAUCCCUGGAUGUAGCUAAGUUACUUGGUCUAAACCACUUAGCCUCUUGAGCUUGCCAAUCAGAAGGUUGGUGGUUUGAAUCCCUGUGGCGGAGUGAGCUCCUGUUGCUCUGUCCCAGUUCCUGCCAACCUAGCAGUUCAAAAGCAUGCCAGUGCAAGUAGAUAAAUAGGUAUCCCUGCGGCGGGAAGGUAAACGGUGUUUCUGUACACUCUGACUUCUGUCACGGUGUCCCAUUGCGCAAGAAGUGGUUUAGUCAUGCUGGCCACAUGACCCAGAAAGCUGUCUGUGGACAAACACCAACUCCCUUGGCCUAAAAGCAAGAUGAGCGCCACAACCCUACAGUCACCUUUGACUGGACUUAACCAUCUAGGGGUCCUUUACCUUACCAUGAACUUGCAUGCUUUUGUCCUAAAAAUUGCCAAUAUUCUGAGUUACUGUAAGCGGGGAGACCAGCUCGCAAGGCUUUUGUCCAGAUCAAAUUGGCUAGAAACCCGGGUUAUUUAUAAUUUAUUAUCUUAGUUGUUACCGUAUUUUUCGCCCCAUAGGACACACUUUUUCCCCUCCAAAAAUGAAGGGGAAAUGUGUGUGCGUCCUAUGGGGCGAAUGCAGGCUUUCGCUGAAGCCUGGAGAGCGAGAGGCCUCGGUGCGCACCGACCCCUCUCGCUCUCCAGGCUUCAGGAAGCUAUCUGCAAGCCUUGCAAGCCCGGCGGGAGUUCCCGCGGGCUCCCAAGGCUUGCGGGCAGCAGCCUGCAGCCCCGGCGAGGUCCCGCCGGGCGCGCUAGGCUUGGGGCGGCAGCCUGCAGCCCGAAGCACGCGGAGCCCUCCAGAGGGUGCCCCAUGCUUCGGGCAGGUGUGCGCAUACUUGGGGCGGCAGCCGCAGCGGGGGGGGGGGUUUAAAAUUCAUUUCCCCCCCCAAAAAACGAGGUGCAUCCUAUGGGCCGGUGCGCCCUAUAGGACGAAAAAUACGGUAAAUUUCUAUACUGCCCUUCAUCCAAGGAUCACAUGUUCUUUCAAUAUAAAAGCACAAUCUGGAGAUCAUAUUCCUGUCUUAGGUGUGCCUGCUUGAUUUGGGGUGAACCAUUGCCUGCAUUACGUAGGUCGAUCUGACGUGCAUGGUCCUGAUUUUGGGUGAGGGACAGAAGUAAAUUGUCUUUAGUUCCCUCAUUAUACCAUUGUAAGGAUCUUAAUACACCUAGUGAGAAUGAGAACCAGCCUAAGGCGUUCAUACAUCCUCCCUGUCUUUGCAACAUUUAUCUGGCAUAGAAGGCAAUAGUUGUGGAAUAUUCUGGUUCAGAUAUCUGAAGGAAAGAUGUCCCUGAACUCUAGAUAUUGAAACCUUUCUGUAGCACUAGCAACAUAAAGGAUAAGGGAAUUCCUACGUUUUAGAAACAAGGGAUCUUCUAUAUGCACUGAUCAGAACCUGGUAGAAACACACAAACCUAGGCAUUUUCUUAGUCUUAGCACAUUAGAGAUGUUGGGGCGGGGAGGGAUGUUUAUACCUGAACUGGCCCAAGAGGACCGUGUGACUUCAGAAGGCACUUGUGAAAUCGUAUUUUGGGAACACCAGCGGUUGUAUACUUUGUCUGACUUAACCUCCCUAUGUUUUGUUCCCUUCAGAUUGAGACAAUUGGGAAGAAGGUGUCGGCAAAAAGGAUUCCGUUUGCUUCUUCAUGUGACAUACCAAAGUUUAGCUUGCAAGAUCCUCCUCUCAAGAAGCCAAGGGUAUAG